AUGCACCUGAGAACACUUAAAAGAAGGCUGAUUGAUCUAGGACUGAAAAGAAAAGGAAAAACAGAAAUGGACAAAUCCGAGAUUGAAUUACUAAUUAGAAGAGAAAUCGAAGACAAGCAAACCACACAGGUUAGCAGUUUCUAUGGUAAAUCCACACUUCGUGAUGGUUGCAGCGUGAGUGAUGAUUACAGCACAAUCACGUGCGCAGCAAAUUUCGUCAAAAAACUGAUCACACUGAAGUUAAAGGUCAACAAGUGCCAUGACCCAAUCAGUGUAACAGCCUCAGUGGAUGUACCUGUUCUGCGUAUCUCUCGGUCUCAUACUUACACCAGUGACGACAUCAUAAAAAUCCCAAGAUUCACUGCGUCGGUACCAGGUUUCUCAGUUUCUGCUGGUUUGUACGUUCAAGUCUCUCUCACUCCAAACGGCGAUAAACUGAAACUUACGGUGAAGCUCCUCGCUGGGGGUCAGGUUGGGGAUGAAGUAGUUUAUCCUGUGAAACUACUAGUGAUAGACGGCAACCUGCCCAUUAACACCAAAGCCUGUGGUAUUUUCGCCUGGUGGUACGAUAUGAAAAGAGGAACUAUGGUCAAAGGCUUCAUUCUUGUUCUCAUCAUCCUCAUCUCUGCCUAUUACUGCUGCUACAACCAGUUCUGA
Pocillopora verrucosa is the source of this 657-nucleotide messenger RNA. The record is from RefSeq and is a predicted model, not a curated record. Lineage: Eukaryota; Metazoa; Cnidaria; Anthozoa; Scleractinia; Pocilloporidae.